GCUUCAGGAGAAGAAAAGACAAAAGAUUAUAUUGCUGAGAAGCUAGUGGCUGUAGUAGAAGAAAUUGGGCCAAAAAAUGUGGUCCAAAUCAUCACAGAUAAUGCUGCGAACUGCAAAGGUGCGGGCCUUAUUAUUCAGCAAAAGUAUGACAAUAUUUUCUGGACUCCUUGUGUUGUUCACACUCUCAAUCUUGCACUGAAAAACAUUUGCGCUGCAAAACUGCCAAGAACUGAAGAAGACAUAGUGUAUGAUGAGUUGCAUUGGAUAACUUUAGUAGCUGGGGAUGCUAGUAUGAUCAAGAAUUAUAUAAUGAACCAUGGCAUGAGGCUUUCUAUGUUCAAUGAGUUUAGCAAGCUGAAGUUACUUGCUGUUGCAGAAACAUGAUUUGCCUCAGUUGUUAUGUUAAAGCGAUUCUUAAUGAUCAAGAGGGCUCUCCAGAGCAUGGUGAUCAGUGACGCAUGGGAGACCAACAGAGAAGACAAUUCAGGGCUGGCACGGCAUGUGAGAGAGAAAAUUCUUUGUGAGCGGUGGUGGGAGAAUGUAGCUUACAUUGUUGAUUUCACUGAUCCCAUUUAUGAAAUGCUACGUGUGGCUGACACGGACAAGCCUUGUCUUCAUCUUAUCUAUGAGAUGUGGGACACAAUGAUAGAGAACGUAAAGAAAGUGAUAUAUACAAAAGAAAAGAAGCAAGAUGAUGAGCAGUCCACCUUCUUCUCAAUUGUUUUGGACAUAUUGGUUGACCGCUGGACAAAAAGCAACACUCCACUUCAUUGUCUUGCACAUUCUCUUAAUCCAAGGUACUAUCAUGAGAAGUGGAUCAAUGAGUGUGCUGGACGUAACCCCCCACACAAGGAUCUUGAGAUUUCACAAAUGAGAAUGAAGUGUUUCAGGAAAUUCUUCCCUAUUACUCAAGAGCUCAAUCAAGUGAAAGAUGAGUAUUCAAGAUUUGCUACUUGCUCUGAAGAACUCAAUGACUUUGACUCCAUUUAUGAUCGAUGGAUACUUGAUCCAGUAAAAUGGUGGGCAAAUCAUGGACAGCCUAUUCCCAUGUUACAAAAAUUAGCUCUUAAAUUACUCAACUAGCCAGCCUUGUCUUCCUGUUGUGAAAGGAAUUGAAGCACAUAUAGCUUCAUCCACAACAUGAAAAGGAACAAGUUAACUCCUGAACGUGCUGAAGAUUUAGUCUUUAUACACAACAAUUUAAGGCUGUUGUCAAGGAAGGCAGAAGAGUACAAGUCAGGGCCGGCAAAGGUGUGUGAUGUUGGAGGAGAUGGCUUUGAAUCUCUAUCUGGUAUUGGCAUUCUAGAAGUUGCUGAUCUGUCGCUUGAUGAACCCCUAAUGGAGAGUGUCUUUUGAAGAUGGGGGCGAGAGCGUGAGCGAUGAUAUGGAGAACCCUGUGAUGAAAGAAGACUAGGACUCUUGCUGCUCUCUUGCCUUACUUUCCUAUCUUUUCAUCAAUUAGUGGCUUGAUGUCUUUCUUUCCAGUUUCCAAUAUGAUGUAUCUGGCCAUCUUUGAACUCUAUUAAGCUAGUUAUUCUCUAAUUGUGGCCUACUGGUGC
Messenger RNA from Panicum virgatum (switchgrass), 1559 nucleotides. RefSeq lists its product as uncharacterized. The record is from RefSeq and is a predicted model, not a curated record. The transcript has 2 exons. The coding region runs from base 400 to 1083 and encodes 227 amino acids. Lineage: Eukaryota; Viridiplantae; Streptophyta; Magnoliopsida; Poales; Poaceae.